CGUUUUUCGGAUGGGGUCUGAGGGACACCAGGACAUUGACCUGGCCAUUCUCACUGCUCUGCUUAAAGGAGCCAACGCAUCGGCUCCUGACCAGCUCAGCCUGGCCCUGGCCUGGAACCGAGUGGACAUCGCCCGCAGUCAGAUCUUCAUCUACGGACAACAGUGGCCUGUGGGUUCUCUGGAGCAGUCUAUGCUGGAUGCCCUGGUGCUGGACAGAGUGGACUUCGUCAAGCUGCUGAUCGAGAACGGAGUGAGCAUGCAUCGCUUCCUCACUCUCUCCAGACUGGAGGAGCUCUACAACACGAGGCAUGGACCAUCCAACACUCUAUACCACCUGGUCAGAGACGUCAAAAAGGGUAACCUCCCACCAGAUUACCGCAUUAGUCUCAUUGACAUUGGAUUGGUCAUCGAGUACUUGAUGGGCGGAGCUUACCGAUGCAACUACACCAGGAAGAGGUUUAGAACGCUGUAUCAUAACCUCUUUGGACCCAAACGACCCAAAGCCCUGAAACUGCUGGGGAUGGAGGAUGACAUGCCGAUCCGAAGGGGUCGUCAGAAGACUACACGGAAGCGGGAGGAGGAGGUGGACAUUGACCUGGAUGACCCUGAGAUAAACCACUUCCACUUCCCCUUCCAUGAGUUGAUGGUGUGGGCCGUGCUGAUGAAGAGACAGAAGAUGGCACUGUUCUUCUGGCAGCACGGGGAGGAGGCCAUGGCUAAAGCCCUGGUGGCCUGUAAGCUGUGUAAGGCCAUGGCCCACGAGGCCUCCGAGAACGACAUGGUGGACGACAUCUCACAGGAGCUCAACCAUAACUCCAGUGAGUUUGGCCAGCUAGCCGUUGAGCUGCUGGACCAGUCUUACAAGCAGGAUGAGCAGAUGGCCAUGAAGCUGCUAACCUACGAGCUGAAGAACUGGAGUAACGCCACCUGCCUUCAGCUGGCUGUGGCCGCCAAGCACCGCGACUUCAUCGCCCACACCUGCAGCCAGAUGCUGCUCACCGACAUGUGGAUGGGACGGCUGCGCAUGCGCAAGAACUCUGGACUUAAGGUGAUCUUGGGCCUGCUGCUGCCUCCGUCCAUCCUGAGUCUGGAGUUCAAGAACAAGGAUGAGAUGUCGUACAUGCCCCAGGACCAGGACACCUACCUGCAGGAGAAGGAGGAGGAGCCUGAGAAGCCUGCCAAUGAGAAGGAAGAAGAGGACAUGGAGUUCACAGCCAUGCUGGGAAUAAGCACGGAGGCGUCUCGUAAGAAGGGCGUGGGGGAGGUCCAGAAUAGACACCGGCUCAUCCCAUGGGCCGGAAGAUCUACGAGUUUACACACGCCCCCAUCGGUCAAGUUCUGGUUUCACACAAUGGCCUAUGUGGCGUACCUGAUGCUGUUCAACUAUAUUGUGCUGGUGAAGAUGGACCUGUGGCCCUCACCGCAGGAGUGGAUAGUCAUCGCUUACAUCUUCACCAAUGGCAUCGAGAAGAUGAGAGAGAUUCUGAUGUCGGAGCCGGGGAAGCUGUUGCAGAAGGUAAAGGUGUGGCUCCAGGAGUACUGGAACAUCACGGACCUCAUGGCCAUCCUCAUCUUCUCUGUGGGCAUGGUGCUCCGCCUCCAGGAGCCGCCCCUCAUGAGUUACGGCCGGGUCAUCUACUGCGUUAACAUCAUCUAUUGGUACAUCCGGCUGCUCGACAUCUUUGGCGUCAACAAAUACCUGGGCCCCUAUGUCAUGAUGAUCGGCAAGAUGAUGAUUGACAUGAUGUACUUUGUGAUCAUCAUGCUGGUAGUGUUGAUGAGUUUCGGAGUGGCCAGGCAGGCCAUCCUGAAUCCCAAUGAGGACCCAUCCUGGAUGCUGGCUCGGAACAUCUUCUUCAUGCCUUACUGGAUGAUCUAUGGAGAGGUGUUCGCUGAUCAGAUCGACCCUCCAUGUGGCCAGAAUAUCACCACAGAGGACGGGCAUGUUGUGGCUCUGCCACCCUGUAAGACGGGAGCCUGGAUCGUUCCUGCCAUCAUGGCCUGCUACCUUCUGGUGGCCAACAUCCUGUUGGUCAACCUGCUCAUCGCUGUUUUCAACAACACCUUCUUUGAGGUGAAGUCCAUCUCCAACCAGGUGUGGAAGUUCCAGAGGUACCAGCUCAUCAUGACCUUCUACGAGCGGCCCAUCCUCCCCCCUCCCCUCAUCAUCUUCAGUCACAUGACCAUGGUCCUCAAGCACCUGUGCUGUCGCUGGCGGAAGCACGACGAUGACGAGAGAGACUAUGGCCUGAAGCUCUUCAUCACUGAAGACGAGCUGAAGAAAGUGCAUGACUUUGAGGAGCAGUGCAUCGAGGAGUACUUCCGCGAGAAGGAUGACCGCUUCAACUCCUCAAAUGACGAGAGGAUCCGAGUGACAUCAGAGAGAGUGGAGAACAUGGCCAUGCGCCUGGAGGAGGUGAAUGAGAGAGAACACUUCAUGAAGUCAUCACUGCAGACCGUGGACAUACGGCUGGCCCAGAUGGAGGAGCUGAUUGGUCGGAUCGCUGUGGCUCUUGAGCGAGUCACGGGGGUGGAGCGGGGGGAGGUCAACAAGGCCCGCUCACGCACCUCCUCGGACUGCACAGACUCGGCCUACAUGCUGCGUCAGGGUGAGUGCCCAGAUGCGGCUUACAUCCUGCGCCAGAGCAGCUUCAACAGCCAAGAGGGGAACUCCUACCGGCUCAAUGAGGGUGCAGAGGGCUCCAUGUCUCCGCCCUCCCCCACCGGCCUGGCCACGCGCACACGCAGUCACUCCUUCUACGUGGGCGGAGGUCGUGAGCGAGCUGGGGCCGACAGGGCCGAAAGGGCCGACCGUUUCCUCAAGGAGCGCUCCUUCAGCCUGCACCGAGCCAAUAGCUCACAGUCGGUGGCCUCGGGUACCGCCCCCAAGGAGUCUAAGCCCCUCCCACUGGCCACGCUGUCCAUCUCCCAGCAGCACCGCCCCUCUUCCUGCAUCGACAUCUAUGUGUCGGCAUCCGAGGAGGCGGGGCCAGCCGAGGUCUUCUCGGAUCCGCUGAGGAUGGCCCCUCCCCUCCGGCACGACUCUUCGCUCCACUCUGAGAUUAUGGAGGCGGUGCUGUCGAGCGGGAGGGACUACAGCGGAGGCAGCGGUUUGGGCGACAGACACUCGGAGGGUGGUGCCGUGUUCGAGGACAGCGCGGCUGCAGACCUGUCGCUAUGCUCCGCCCACCUUCUCCCAGAUAACACCAUGCCGACCUGGGACCUGGACCCCUCCCCGCCCCCGUCAGCGGGACCACUGGAGCGCUCCAAGAGCAGCCGCUACCUGUCCACUGGCGGCAGGGGCUACCUAGAAGAGACUCAGCUGGUCAAAUCUCACAGCCUCAUGUUUACACCGCGAGGCUGCUACGGAGGCUUAGGGGCAGGGGUUCAGGUCAAAGCGGCUGAGUACACCAGCAUCACCGACUGCAUAGACACCAGGUGUGUCUCCGCCCCUUACUCCACCGCAGAGCGCUCCCACUCCCCCGGAGGCUCCACCUCAUUCCCCUUCAAUAAGCCCCCGGACUUGGGUUCCUCCCACCCAGAGCGCGAGGCCGAGCUCAGCCACACAGAGUCAGACCCUGAAGACCCAGAGGACCUGGCCCCGGCCCCCGAGCCCCAUCGCAUGGGGAGGGGCUUAAGAGGGGCGAGUGGGACCCCAUUCUGCUCGCCCUUCUCCAGGCUGGAACGAGCCAACAGCUGCUCCUCAGACGACUCCUCCCACCCAUCAUUGGCCCCUCCUUCACACAGAAAAAGCCUGUCGGUCAGUGAGAGGAUGGAGAGGGGUGCAGACCGUGGGGUUCUGGGGGGACCCAGGAACCCCUUCCUGAGGAGCAAGUCUGGGGCACGGCCCGACACCAAGACAGACAGCCUCUCCAUGAGAAAGCUGACCACCCCCUCUGCGUUCAGCAGCUUCGACAGUAGACACAACUACACGUGACAAUGAUGAAGAAAACAGGACAGGGACAGGGCACACUCUGUUAUACAGGACCAUAGGGCCAGCCAGGGGUAAAGGCAAGGGUCAUGGGGAGGGCUCCUACCAGUGUAAAACAAAGUGCUAUGAAGCUAGGGUAGUUCUUACCUCCUCCUGAAGCUGACUCUUGUUGUAUGUUUGGUGAUGGAGGGUAUGUGCCGUGUCUGUCUACCAUCUUUUUAGUCAAGUCAACACAUUGUUACUGCAAUGCAUCACGUCACAGAACACUAGUGUAGCCCAAAUAGAAAGUAUAAAAAUGAAAUCUCUGAUAGGACAGUUUAGUCAGUCUUUAGAAAAUAAUAAACUUGGCCACCUGACAAUAUAAGACUGGAGGUCAGAAUUGUCACCUCAACCCAAAUUUCCUCAGGUUCCCUAGUUUCCUCUUUGCCCUUAAACUGCCCAUACUCAUGGAUAUGACUCUAUACUUCUGUGCUUCCACCACUGAAAUAGCAGUCUUUCCACCACUGAAAUAGCAUUGUCUUUUCACCACAGAAUAGCACUGCAUGCUACAACAAUAGCAGCAGUAGUAACCUCAUCCCCAGGGUAAUUGUACAUAUCGCAUAUUUUUAUUUAUUUUUUAUUUCACCUUUAUUUAACCAGGUAGGCAAGUUGAGAACAAGUUCUC
Messenger RNA from Salvelinus sp. IW2-2015, 4595 nucleotides. Lineage: Eukaryota; Metazoa; Chordata; Actinopteri; Salmoniformes; Salmonidae. The record is from RefSeq and is a predicted model, not a curated record.